GACACGGCCAACGACGCCUCCACGUUGUAUAGCGAAUUCGACGAGAUCUACGACAUGAACGCAGCGGGUGCACCAUUCACCCUGCAGUCAUCGUUCGAGCCCAUUAGUCCGCCCGGCUUGGACUUUGGCGACCUCCCCGUAUUUGCGGGUGCUUUUGCUCCUGCUCAGAUGGAAGAGAUCAACGCGCUCGACAGCGCUGAAGCACCACCUGCCCUCGAGAUCCCUGCUGCUCCGGGUCCUCUCGACAUCCCGGGCAUAGUUGUCGCCGAGAGCUCGCUUGCUCAGGACGAAAUUCUCACAGCGACUUCGGACCCAGCACGGAACUCUGUGGGCCUGGAGGAAGUAUUUGGUGAAGACGAGCUGCAGAUGCCCGCGGCUGCCGAGCCCGAGGUGAUCGUCGAGGCAGAAGACGACGACGACAUAAGGUCGUCCGUCCCGCCCGAGGAUAACAUCGACGUCUUUUCCGUGCACGACCCCAUUGAGGUGUUCGUCACCACCGAGUACUUUGUGGAGGAAGUAAGCACUGGAGGCCGUGGUACUGAGGAACCUGAACACGUCGUGUUGGAAGAAGGUGAAGCCUCUCCACACGCGGCACCGUCUGACACGAGCCGUGAACCCCUCAUCGAAGAGGCCUCUCCCAAUCCCGCUCCCGAGGACACCGAAGGAGAAGCCAGCGACCCCACCGCGAAGUCCGAGCAGCGAGAGGUGCCUGCCGCCCCCGCCGCGCUCGAGCGCACCCGCUCGUCGUCCGACUUCCCACCCCCGAUAUCGGCAAAUCCGGACGUGCCGGACCCCGCCAGUCUCUCCCACACGCCGCGCUCUCCCGCGAGCCCGGAGCCGGCGCGGUCGUCGCCCAGUGCUGAGGGGCACGAUGCGAACUCGCUCCCCGCGAACGCUGCGCUGCACCCGCUGUUCCGCAAGCUCGCGGCAGAGACACGCACGCGUAGCCCGAGUGGGUUGUUCACCCCGCUAACGGAUGGACACUCAGCUUCUGUUACACCUGAGGGCGAAUCGUCUCCUAAAACUCGUAGUGUGAGGAGUGAAGCACAGUCGGAGCCCAAUGAGGUUGUGGAAGCCGAGACCGAUUUGGUACAGGCCCCGUCCGACCUUCCGGAGGUAGACGAACUUGCCGAGGAGGAUGUCGAGCCUAUCGAAGAAGUUGUCGAACCGACUGCGGAAGACGUAGCAACUUCUGCAGAACAACUUGUAGAGGACUAUGACUCCAUCUCUAGCUCCCGAGAGGUAUCUCCAGAAGUCCCCUUCGUGAAGCCCAUUACUCAAGAUGAUCAAGCGGAGACCGAACGUCUUACAGAUAGCCACCCGGCAGACGAGAAUGGUGUAACUGCCGUGGACUUCGCCGCCGACCAACGUGAUGCCACUCCUGACACGGAUGUCGAUGCGGAUGCCGAAGGAGAAGAAGACCCGGAGUAUGCGCUGUCAGUAGAAGUCACGCCGGAGGCCACCACGGAGGCAUCGGAGAUGGCUACCGUUCCUGAGGCUGGAGAAGAGAAGGCGGAACAGAGCAUCGACGAAGGGGACGACGGGCGCGAAAUUAAGUCGUCGGUCGAGCCAGAACUCGUCAAGCCUUCUGAAGAUGUCUUACCCGCUCCUGAAGCGGCUCUGGACAGCGAACCUGCUGAUCAAGCAUUGUCGUAUCCGACCCCCGAGGACAAAGCCUCUCCAGUUGCCGAGGCUGCAACAGCUUCUUCUCCUGCCGAAGAGCCGGCCAUUGUUGAGGCAGACGAUGAGGUUCGGCCACUGAAGCGCAAGCGCGGCACGGCUGCUCCUGCUACGAGAAUACCCAGGCUAACGCGGUCGAAGACUUCACGCUCAGUGCAGAAUGCCUUCAUGGAUCACGUAGAGAAGAAAGUGGCCAAGACACGAGCAACGAAGGCCAAAGGCAAGGGCAAGAGAAAGGCUACAGCUGAAUCAGAUGAGGACGAUGCGGACAACGCUUCCGUUGCGCACAGCCACUCUACAGAGAGCACGUCCGGAGGUUCAUCCGCAGCCGCGCAGAAGAUGCUCGUUCCGAGCAGUCGCGGGACCUCUCGAGCGUCCUCUGUGGCCUCCAACGCUCCCAGCGCAUACUCUAGUCUCUCGCAGCCCUCCCCGACCAUCGAUCGCCUUUUGCCCAGUAACGGACACUAUGGCCCUCCGCCGCCGUUCAUCCACACGCAUGGCAUCCUACACCAUCAUCACGGCCGGCCCCAGGCCCCGGCGCCGGCGGCUCUCGUGGUCCAGAAACGGCAGCCGUCCGAACCUCCUGCGUCGUUGAGCGUCGUGGCUAAGCGUGCGUCCGCUGAACCCGGCCCUUCCUCGCAACCCGUGCCGUCUAAGGCCCCUGCCAUGAGUUCGACGAGCUCACCAGUCACUCGAUCGAAUUGCCGCUUCCAUACCGUCAGCGUCUUGAAGGAUGAAGACGAGGAAGAGGACGGCCCUCGCAUUCUCUUUGCUGUCCCCGGUUGCUCCCUCGGCGGGAACGCGGAGCUCAUGAAGGACGAGGAGAUCAAGGAUCAAGGAUACGUGAAGGCUGAGGACAUCCCGCGCCUCAUCCGUGAUGUCGAGUCCCUUAACUUCACCCCAUAUGUGGUCGGCAUCCUGCGCCAGCUCGUCGGCGUCGAUCUGCUCCGCGAACAGGAGGUGUUCUACAUCCCCCGCGCUGACGACGGUGUCAUACUCAAGGCAAAGAAGAAAUCGCAUCGCGCGAAGCUGAAGCAGAGAGAGUCCAUCAGCGCGCGCGCCUUCUCGAAUGGCGGCGUGUCUCGCGCGAAGGGCUCUUCGUCCAUGGCACCACCCUCCCAAGCGUCUGUGUCCACUUCCGGCGACUCGGUCAGCACCGCUGGAAAGCUGUCACAAAGAGGUAGUCUGGCGACGUCGGGAUCGCUCUCCGGCAGCGAUCUAAGCGAUCUGGAGGACGAAGCGCCGCCCACCAAGCGAGUUAAGGAGGUGCACGCCGACGCCGAGCCGGAAUCUGUCUCAAUGGAGCAGCCUCCGGAAGCAGCACCCGCCGCGUCCGAAGCAGCCAACGCUGAAGUCGCUGAAGAGAACGCUGGUCCCUCGACUGCCACGUCAAAAUCGCGCAAGCUGCAGCCGCGACGCAGCCGGAGGCUUGGUGUCGACGCUCUUGCCUACAAGCCGGAGGUUGCAGAAAGCGACGGGUCAGGGGAGGACGACGAGGCUGAGACGAAGAAGAAGCGGAAGAAGGGCGGCAAGAGGGGCGUGAAGCGCACCAGGACCGAGGAGAACGGCGAGGCACCGGCUGAAGAGGCCUCGGAGCAGCCCAAGAGGCGUCGCGUCCGCGCGAGCACGUCAAACGGCCACAAGCCUGCCGCGGAUACCGAGGAGGCCGCGUCUUGACGGGACUGAUGCAACCCAGUUGGACUUCAUAUUGCUGUUUUGUUCUGAGGAUCGUUAUUCUACGCAUUGAAAUCAUAUUCUGUAUCAUAGUCAUGUGCUCCACUGCCUGUCGGUUAUAAUUUGAAGGUUGAAGC
Molecule: messenger RNA, 3491 nt
Organism: Trametes versicolor FP-101664 SS1
Lineage: Eukaryota; Fungi; Basidiomycota; Agaricomycetes; Polyporales; Polyporaceae
Exons: 5
Coding region: 55-3357 (1100 amino acids)
Source: RefSeq, a predicted model, not a curated record